AUGGAGCAGCCAAUCGGUGUGCUUAUGAUAGGCGCUGGCGAGUACACCGUAGGGUUUGUACCGACCAAGGAGGGAGCUGCGAGCGACAAGUCUGUAGGAGUCAUCGCCAUCACAUUGAUGGACCUCCGCCGUCUGGGUAAAGUGCAGCGGCUGCUGCUGUGUGACCGCUCCGGGCGGCACUUCCCCGCGAUAAGGGAGACGCUGCAGAGGAAGAUUGCAGACGUGUACCGAGACAUGGAUGUGACUCUCGAGACUUAUCCUCCAGACGAUGUGCAGGAGGAUGAGGCAGCAUACCUAGCAGCAAUGGCGCGCAUGCAUCCAGGAGACAUGGUCACCAUCUUCACUCCAGACAACACGCACUACCCCAUCGCCCUCGCAGCUAUUCAACACGGGCUGCAUGUGCUUGUAGCGAAGCCAGCAGUGAAGACCCUCCAACACCACCACCACCUCGUGCAAGCAGCAGAAGAAAAGGGUGUGCUGGUGGCCGUUGAGUUUCACAAGCGGUUUGACCCCAUUUACACAGAUGCGCGCGACCGCAUCAGGGGUCUGGGUCCUUUUGCCUUCUUCGUCAGCACCAUGACUCAGCCAAAGAAGCAGCUGCACACGUUUGCAGGCUGGGCUGGCAAGAGUUCAGACAUCUCCUUCUACCUCAACUCGCACCACAUAGAUUUCCACGCGUGGGCAGUGCAGGGGCAGUCGCGGCCAGUGGUGGUGGUGGCGAGUGCAGCGAGGGGGAAGGCCACCCAAGUGCUGCACGAGGCACGGGGAGAUGCAGCUGCUGGGGCGGUGGAUGUGGAGGAUGCAAUCACCCUCAUGGUUCAGUGGGAGAACGAGGGCAGCUCAUGUGGCACCGCAGUGUACACUGCAAGCUGGAUUGCCCCUCCUUCUGACUGCCACACGCAGCAGUACUUUCACUACAUGGGCCACCAGGGUGAGGUGCGAGUGGAUCAGGCUCAUAGAGGAUUCACCAUGUCAACUGAUGCAGCUGGCUUUGCUACACUCAACCCACUGUACAUGAAGGAGUCGCACAUCGUCGCACACCGAUCCUCCUCCUUCACCGCGCUGCGAUCGCUCAACAAGACGUUGAAGGCGCAACGUCUCUCCGCGUCGAGCGCGUCUCCCGCACCCACCAGGUCGUCCUCCAUGAAUAACGACAAACGAAGCCUGCCAGGGAAGAGGAAAGCAAUGAUGGUUCUCUUCCUGGCUGCCGUCUCGAUCUCCACCAUUUUCGUCGUCAAGGAUCUCAGAUUCUCCGGCCAGCCGCAGCAACCCCAAGUGGAACCGACAAAGAGGAUCAACCCUCUCGAUCCUGUUCUCCCCCCGUCGCAUCCCUGCGCCAAUUUCACCCUCCCACCGCCUUCCACCGACAGGAAGCGCACUGGUCCUAGACCCUGCCCCGUGUGCUACCUGCCGCUACCAGACGCCAUGGGCAUGCGCCCUUCACGGGGCCACACGGAGGAGCCGAUUCUGAAGCACCUGGCGUACGUCACCGAGGACGACGCCAGUGAGCGCGCCGCCAGGCGGGCGGGCAACCGGCCGCGGUUCAAUGGGCACCAGUCGCUGCAGCAGCGGGAGGACUCGUUUAAGAUCCAAGAGAGCAUGCGCGUGCACUGCGGCUUUGUCUGGGGCGGCAAGGUGGGCAACGGCACGGGAUUUGACGUGUCGGACGAUGACAGGCGGUUCAUGGAGCGCUGCUAUGACAUUGUGGUCGUAUCGGCUAUCUUUGGCGCGUAUGAUGUGGUGCAGCAACCAAGUAACAUCAGCGAGGAGGCGAGGCAGCAGCUGUGCUUCGUGAUGUUUGUGGAUGAGACGACCUUCAACGAGUUCAUUCGAGACGGCACUCUCAAGCAGCCGCGUACGCGGCGAGUGGGCUUGUGGCGCCUCGUGGUUGUGCACAACCCGCCCUACAGGGACCCCAGACGGACCGGCAAGAUUCCCAAGCUGUUGAUUCACCGCCUCUUCCCCAACGUGCAGUUCUCCAUGUGGGUGGAUGCCAAGCUGCAGCUCGUGCAAGACCCCUACAUGAUCCUCGAGAGGUUUCUGUGGCGGGGCAACUUCUCGUGGGCAAUAUCGAAGCACUACAAGCGGUUUGACGUGUUCGUGGAGGCGGAGGCGAACAAGGCGGCGGGGAAGUACCGCAACGCGAGCAUUGACGAGCAGAUGAAGGUUUACCGCAGCGACGGCAUGACUCCUUUUUCAGAGGACAAGAUGCCGAUUAUUAGCGACGUGCCCGAGGGGUGUGUGAUCAUGCGCGAGCACACGGCUCUCAGCAAUCUCAUGGCGUGCCUCUGGUUCAACGAGGUUGAUCGCUUCACGUCCCGCGACCAGCUGAGUUUCGGGUACACGAGGGACAAGAUCUGUCGCAGCGUGCCUGCCUGGCGCCUCAACAUGUUCCUCGACUGCGAGCGCCGCAACUUUGUCGUUCAG
Molecule: messenger RNA, 2427 nt
Organism: Closterium sp. NIES-65
Lineage: Eukaryota; Viridiplantae; Streptophyta; Zygnematophyceae; Desmidiales; Closteriaceae
Source: the annotation of a GenBank genome assembly